Molecule: messenger RNA, 3687 nt
Organism: Pseudophryne corroboree (corroboree frog)
Lineage: Eukaryota; Metazoa; Chordata; Amphibia; Anura; Myobatrachidae
Gene: SLC6A2
Product: solute carrier family 6 member 2
Exons: 15
Coding region: 465-2357 (630 amino acids)
Biological process (GO): dopamine uptake involved in synaptic transmission; sodium ion transmembrane transport
Cellular component (GO): presynaptic membrane; neuronal cell body membrane; plasma membrane
Molecular function (GO): neurotransmitter:sodium symporter activity; dopamine:sodium symporter activity; norepinephrine:sodium symporter activity
Source: RefSeq, a predicted model, not a curated record
AGCCAAAUACAAAUCUUCUCUUCCAUAGUUUAAACACAAGAAAUGUUUCCUCUGUAAUGCAGCUAAUUAUUUCCAUAUGUCCAGCAGGUGGCACUGCUCAGUUUCCAUUAUCUCCAGUGGGUGUCUUGGUUUAACACACAGCACGUGCAGUGAGUGGAGCAUUGGUUUAAAAAGCUGGCAUCUUUCUUUUCUUCACAGUUUUCUCAUAACAGAGGAAUCACAAAGUCCCCACUUGCCAGAGGGAAAGGUCACCUGAAAAUAAGAAGACAAUGGAAAGAAUAGAGAUGGCAACACACCAUUCCACAUAGCCAAAUAGAAGCUUGUAGAUGAUCCUGAGCCCUUCUUUCUACCUUCUUCAAUUUGCUUUCCAGGAAGAAGAAAAAGAAGAUCCACAGUCAGUACAAUUAUAAUACCUCUGGUUAGUCAUUGUAGACAGAUAGAACUCGUCACCUGCUGAUUUUAAGAUGCUGAAAGCCAAAAUGCACAAACAGGGCCAGUCUGACCACAAACUCUCAGCUGUGGCCCCCUUCAAUGAGUCUGCCCCAGAAAAGAAAGAUGUUGAACUUAUCCUAGUCAAGGACCAGAAUGGAGUCCAGUACACGAACAACACAAUCAUUGUCCCAGAGUCGUCUCUCAAAUAUGAAGCACCAGUAGUGGAAGAGCAAGAGAGAGAGCACUGGGGCAAGAAAAUAGACUUUCUUCUUUCAGUUGUUGGGUUUUCAGUGGAUCUGGCCAAUGUCUGGAGAUUCCCCUUUCUCUGCUAUAAGAAUGGAGGAGGUGCUUUUCUAAUCCCAUAUACACUAUUCCUAAUCAUUGCCGGAAUGCCGCUGUUCUACAUGGAAUUAGCCCUUGGACAAUAUAACAGAGAAGGCGCAGCCACGGUAUGGAAAAUUUGUCCCUGUUUCAAAGGUGUGGGAUACACAGUUAUAUUAAUAGCUCUCUACGUGGGUUUUUACUACAAUGUCAUCAUUGCAUGGUCACUAUAUUACCUAGCAUCAUCCUUCACCUACGAACUACCCUGGACCAAAUGUGGGAAUGAAUGGAACACUCCUAACUGUACAGACCCAUCUCUUCUCAAUGUAUCUAUGCUGAGCAAUGGAACCAAAUACUCUAAGUACAAACUAACACCAGCUGCUCAGUUUUAUGAACGUGGAGUGCUGCACCUGCAUGAAAGUGCUGGAAUCCAUGACCUUGGACAACCACGAUGGCAGCUAACUCUGUGUCUCUUUGCUAUACUUAUAGUCCUUUUUUUCAGCUUAUGGAAAGGGGUGAAAACAUCUGGCAAAGUUGUUUGGAUAACAGCAACACUCCCAUAUGUGGUGCUGUUUGUUCUCCUUAUUCGUGGAGUAACCCUACCUGGCUCUUCCAGAGGCAUUAGUUCAUACCUCCACAUAGACUUUAAAAGACUUAAGGAAUCUGGUGUAUGGAUCGAUGCUGCAACUCAAAUAUUUUAUUCACUUGGUGCAGGAUUUGGCGUAUUAAUUGCAUUUGCCAGUUACAAUAAAUUUGAUAACAAUUGUUACAGGGAUGCUUUACUUACGAGCACCAUAAACUGUGUAACAAGUUUUAUUUCUGGAUUUGCUAUAUUCUCAAUACUUGGUUAUAUGGCUCAGAAACACAAUGUAAAAAUUGAAGAUGUAGCAACAGAAGGACCUGGACUUGUAUUUAUUAUAUACCCAGAGGCAAUUUCAACCCUUCGAGGAUCAACAUUUUGGGCUAUAGUAUUUUUCAUUAUGUUACUUACGCUUGGAAUCGAUAGUGCUAUGGGUGGUAUGGAGGCAGUGAUCACAGGACUUGCAGAUGAUUUCAGUAUUCUGAAGAGACAUCGGAAACUCUUUACCUUCUUAGUUGCUGUAAUUACAUUCCUGCUGGCUUUGCUCUGCAUAACUAAUGGUGGGAUUUAUGUACUCACACUCCUGGAUACAUUUGCUGCUGGAACAUCCAUUUUGUUUGCGGUUUUAAUAGAGGCCAUAGGAGUAUCAUGGUUUUACGGUGUUGACAGAUUUAGUGAUGACAUUUAUAAGAUGCUUGGUUUCAAGCCUGGCCUAUACUGGAGACUCUGUUGGAAAUUUGUGAGUCCUGCCUUUCUUCUGUUUGUUGUUAUUACUAGUAUUGUGACCUACAAUCCUCUGUCAUAUGAUGAAUACCACUUCCCCCCAUGGGCUAAUCGGACUGGAUGGAUGAUUGCACUGUCAUCAAUGAUACUAGUGCCUCUCUAUUUUAUCUAUAAAUUUCUGACAGUGCCAGGGUCCUUUAAAAAGAGACUUGCAUACUGUAUUACCCCAGAAAAUGAAUAUCAUCUAGUUGCUCAAGGAGACAUCAGGCAGUUUAAGCUCCAACAUUGGCUAACUAUAUGACAAACAAUUUCAUGAUCAACAUGUACGGCUACUCUGGGACAAGUCCAGUUUGGUGAUCCCAAUUGAAAUCCAAACAGCCUAUGAGAAGCAGAUACCUCUUCCUGUGUUCAAUGCCUUGUUUUUCCAUGAUCUCAUCAUAUUUCAAAAUGUUAAAUUAAUUGUCCUUAAACAGUUUGGUAUUACUGGUUAAGUAAUGUGUUUGCUGAGAUGGGUUCAAAAAAUAAAUUGUGUAGGCUUUCCAAUAAGCCUCACAUAAAAACUACCUCUGUAAGCUGUCUGAAGGGAAUGAUUGAUUACAGCUUUAGUUCAGUGGAAUAAUGCAAAGAUUAAUUAUUUUAAUUUUUUUUAGUUUACACUGAUGCAACUGUAGUCGCUCCAUUAAGUUGUAAAGUUUUUUAAAAGAACACUAUGAAAAAAGUGCAAUCUGUUAUGAAACCUUCCUUGUGUCACACAUAAGCAUCAGUUAUUAUCCACUAUAUAAUACCUACAUGCUGUAUUUUGCAUUACUAUUCAGUAAGCAAAUUAAACAUGCAAUAACAAUACAGAAACAGAAGACGAGAAGGCCUGUUUGUUAGACCUGACAGGUUAACGUAUUAUAGGCAAUUCUGCAGACCCAUUGCUUUUGUCAACCUCUUCUGAAGCCACAAACACGUCACUAAUCACAAAAACUCUCUUAGGCUUAUACAUGUGACCUGCAUAUGCUCAUCUGUUCUUACUCUGUCCUGAUGUGCUAGGCAGAUGCAGUUCCAGUUUUUCAUGUAUUAACAGUCAUCUUUCACCAAUGGCUCAGUAUUUCAUAUGUCCUAUAUCUCCACUGGACUAUUGGUUUGCUUUUAAAUUUAUUGUUGCAUAUAAUAUUUACAUUUGCUAUGCAGCUGAAUGAAAACUACUGACCAUUACACCCAGCCCAUUCCAACACCUAGAAGCUGGUCAUAGUCCUUCAGUAUAUAUUGGAAACAAUAUUCCCCCACCUGCUAACAAAAGAGUUUAUCGCUAAUAUACUGAGUUCUGAUAAUCUCCUGAAUCUUUGUAUGUGCAUGUAUAUAUAUGUAUACAUAUAUAGCCUUUUUAGGUUUAGUGGUUCUAUGAAAUAUUAUGUAACUUUGUUCUUAUUGCAUCUUCUUUUUUUUAUGAGACAUAUGGCCACAGUAACAAAAAGAUUGCCAGUAGUUUUCUGUCUUUCUUUAGAAAAUCUGUAGAAUAAAAAAUACAAAGUGUUUUUUCCAUUUUGGGCUUAUCAUAUCUUUUUCAGAAAGUGUUUGUAAUUAUAUAGUGUGUGUGGUCCAUUUAUAACUCCUGCUUCAAAUAAAACUUAUUUAAGUCACAUUUA